UAAGUUAAACUCUCCGUAUUUUGUUCUUCUUCUUCUUCUUCUUCUUCUUCUAUUCUUUAGUUUGUCUUUACUGCUGAAAGGGCUCGUGAUUAUGAACUCAUAUGGUUGAUGAAGGUUCUCAUGCUCAGAUUUCUGAAUAAACAUAUCAAAAUGCCCCAUUGUUAGCAGUCAACACUCAUCCACCCAAAAAUGGAUAGGAGAUUACCUAGGAGCCCAGCUCUCAAGAGUCCUAUGCUGUCACCUAAAAGCCCUGCAAUCUAUGAAAAGUACAAGUCAGGAUGUGCCUGGGGGUUAAUUCACUUCUUCGAUUUUCGCCAAGCUCAUUUCCACGGUAAGCUAAUUUCUGAUAAAAAGCGCACCAACAGGCAGGCCAAAGGUGAUGGUUAUAAAAGGAAUAAGCCUACUUUACACUCUAACCGGGAGAAGGCUCAAUACGCAGAUGAUGCAGUUGAUAACAAAAACGUAGCAGCAAAAUCUAGGAAACGAGAUGUUAAAAAUAUUAUAAAAGAAGAGAUGCCUGUGAAACAUCAGACAGAGAACGAAAAGGCCAAUGUUGAAUUGCAGAAUCAACCGGUUAACCCCAAACUUGUCAGUCAUUCAAAGGAAAAUAGGAAGGCGAGCAAGAGUUCUAAGAAAUCCUGCCGCUUUCCUGUUCUUGGUUGUGAUGCUGCCACUGAGGUGUGUAGGCAGCCUUCCGAUAAAAAAAUGGUAGAGGAAUCUUCAAAAAACAACCUGGCACCGGUGACAGAAGCAUCUUAUAGCGACGCGAAUACUACCAAUGGAGGAAAUUGUUGUAAAAAUGUUGGAGGCAGGAAGCAUUGCCAUCAGAUGGAGAUUAAUGUUCAAGUUAAAAUGAAUGAAGCGGUUGAAGCUUUCGUAGAUCAGAAAUUAACUGAUGGGGAGAGUCUUUGUAGAAAUGAGGUUGCCAACUGUUCUAACGAAUUUAUAGAUGCAUUGGAGGUUCUGAAUUCCAACAAGGAACUAUUCAUGAAACUCCUACAAGACCCUAAUUCUCUGCUAGUGAAACAUAUUCAAGAUUUACGGGAUUCUCAGGUGAAGAAACAACAACCUCGAUCUUCCUCCAAAGCUAAAACAUCACAGUGCCAGCCAAAAGGAGCAGAGGAGUGUGAAGGGUCAGCAGAUGCUCAAAUGUUCCUCUCUAAGGGAAGUGAUAUGCCCCAGCUUUCAAACACAACAGCAGUCUCGAAGUCACAAAAUUUUCCUGAUAAAAUCAAUAAUUGGCCAUCACCACAGUCUUCUCAUAGCUCGAGGGAGAAGGAGAGAAGUGUUAGGCCAACAUUCUUGUCCUUUGAACACAUGAAAAGGAAGUUAAGGCACGCGAUGAGGGUGAAUAAAAAAGAGGAUCAUCAGAUGUUCCUAGAUGACAUUUGUAGAUCCCUGCGUGACUUUGAACAGUUUGAAGAUGGUGAUAAAGAAAAGGGCAGGCAGGAAAUUGAAAAAAUAUCUGCUAGUAAUGUUGAAAAAAUGUCUGAAUCUUUCCAUGAGGCCAAUAGAAGAGACGAGAUAAACCAAGCAUAUAACACUAUUUCAGGCAUCGGAAGCGAAGCUACCUCAUCCACAGAGAGCUGUCACAGAACCUCAAAUCUGUUAACUGUAAGGCAUCUCAAUGAAAAUUUUCACCCUAAUAAACACUCUUCAGAUAUGUCAAAUAGAGGAAAUGAAGAUUUCUCAAGGAAACAGACACGGAGAACUUUGGAUAGGUUAAAGUCUUUUCCUGAAUAUGACUUGUUGUGUAGACUUACUCCACAAAGGGACAAGGGACGUGAGUUUGCAUCUCCACAAAUGAGAUUUUCACCAUACAGUAACUAUUCAACUGUUAAUGUAUACAAGUGGAGGGUUCAGAAAGAAAAGAACAUCUGCUUAAGUUCUCCCAUUAAUACUUCAGGCGUUCAGCCAGUGUCUGAUGACAAGAGGGCAGAAAACCAAUCGGAAGAUGCAAAGAAAAGUACCUCUGUUGAUUUAUCUCCUCUCACCAAAGUGCGUAAAACUGUACAUUCCCUUGCUGAUGAUUUUAGUCACAAAGGUAAUCAAACUUCUGUAUGUCCUGGGAAAGUUGUGGAAGGAAAUCAUGCUGUUAGGUGUGACAAAUGCGAAAGUAAUGCUUUAGAUGUCACUUUGGAACCAAAUGGUGUGCAGAAUACCAGCAUGACUCAAGGAACUGAAGCAAUCAACCUCUUCAGAGAAAAUGAAUACUUUGAAUGCUCAAAACUGAAUUCACCUUCAAGAGACCAAACAUCAUUUUCUUCAACAGAUGUUUAUUCAUCAAGUCCUCCAUUUAUUCAAAGAGCAAAAAUCUCUGAUAGCAUGAGUGACAGAGAAGGGCAGCCAAGUCCUAUAUCGGUUCUUGAACAGGUGUUUGUCGAAGAGAACACUAGUUCUCCUAGCACUGUACCUCUAGCAGUCGAAUCAUCUUGUCUAGAUAUUGAAGAAGACUAUGCAACUUCUCUCUUGGAAUGCCAGUUGGAUCCGAAGAAUAAUGCAGGUACUUCCGAGGACAAGCAAGGAUCUUUGUCUGAAUGCAUAAGAGAGCUUCUGCAACUUUCUGGUCUCAACUGGGAUGAGCUCUCUAAGAGAUGGCAUUUGUCAGACCAAAUGCUCGACACAUCCUUGUUUGACAAUGUUGAAGUAUGGCCAAAGAAGUCCCGUACCGAUCAGAGGCUGCUUUUUGGCUACAUAAGUGAAGUCCUUUUGGAGAUAUAUCAAUGUUAUUUUAGAUGCUCCCCUUGGAUAUCGCUUGUCAACCUACAGCCUAAACGAGCUAUGUUAUCAAAAAAUAUGGUUCAUGAAGUGUUGAGACAUGUUGAUUGGCUCCUCCUCUCAAACCUGCCCCAACAAACAUUACAGCAACUUGUUGAAAAGGAUUUGCGCAAAUCCGGAACAUGGAUUGAUAUCCAACUCGGUACUGAGGAAGCUGUUACAGAGUUAGUGGACAGCAUUCUAGAGGAUUUGGUAGCUGACGCUGCUAUUUGACUCGAAACAUAAAGCAGUACAUGCUGGAUUCAUGCGCUUCUUCCCAAAUUGCAUCUCUUAAAGUAGAGGCAGCUUUUGCAGGGAAAUACAACCAGUUUUCCAUAUUUUCCGAGAAGAGAUCAACCUCUUUCAGCUUUCUAAUCUUGUAGUUAUUUCGUCUGUGGAACGGCAUGGAAUGACGACCCUAGAAGAGGCGUUUUUGCUGGUUUUCAAGUGGUCUGGUGCAUGGAUUCAAACUAUGGCCUUGACACUCCCUGCAUACAUUUACAUUAAACCGAAACAACUAUCAUCAGUUAUAGGUUAAACUUUCAGUUCCAAAGAGAUUUCCACUCGGACUGGAUUAGCCAAUAUACAUCAAUAUUGGCUUACAGCUUGUAAUCAUCAAAUAAUCAUUCAGCUCACUGUU
Molecule: messenger RNA, 3397 nt
Organism: Hibiscus syriacus
Lineage: Eukaryota; Viridiplantae; Streptophyta; Magnoliopsida; Malvales; Malvaceae
Exons: 7
Coding region: 190-2991 (933 amino acids)
Source: RefSeq, a predicted model, not a curated record